CCAUAUCCAAAAAUGCCCGUUGCGUCUGUCUCCCUCCCUCUCUGCCCAUCUCUACCUGACGCGGCGACACCUCGUCACUGCCCAAUCAGUGUCCCAGUAUUUACCCAGGCGCAGCUCCUGCUCCUCCGCACCUGCUGCUCCAGUUCAGCUCUGCCAACAUGCUCGGCCUCCGGCGCCUCCUCGUUGUCUCCGGCCGCCACGCGCCGGAGGUCACCUCCGCCUGUGCGGCGUCCUCCCACAGCGCCGUCUUCUUUCGCGCGCUCCAAAUCCUCGCCCAGCCGGGGCCCGUCCGCCUCCACAAGCUCUCGGCUCCGGACACCGGGAUCGUGGAGCUGAGGCUGGAGCGGCCGGAGGCCAAGAACGCCAUAGGGAAGGAGAUGCUCCACGGGCUGCGGAGCGCCAUCCAGGAGGUGGUGGCCGACACGGCUGCAAACGUCGUCUUGGUGGCGAGCUCCGUGCCCAAGGUUUUCUGCGCGGGCGCCGAUCUCAAGGAAAGGAGGUUGAUGGGCCCUACUGAAGUUCGGGACUUUGUUAAUUCCUUAAGAUCUACAUUUUCAUCCUUUGAGGCACUGUCUAUUCCUACAAUUGCUGUUGUUGAAGGGGUUGCUUUCGGUGGCGGGUUAGAAUUGGCUCUGUCAUGUGAUCUUCGCAUAUGUGGCGAGGAUGCAAAAUUCAGUUUGCCAGAGACUGGCCUUGCUAUUAUUCCGGGUGCUGGAGGAACUCAGCGCCUUCCUAGGAUUGUUGGAAGGUCAAGAGCAAAGGAACUAAUAUUCACUGGCCGUAGAUUUGAUGCAGUGGAAGCUGCAACUAUGGGAGUAGUAAACUACUGUGUUCCUGCUGGCGAGGCUUAUCAAAAGGCUCUUGAACUUGCACGGGAGAUAAACCAGAAAGGCCCAGUAGCGGUAAAAAUGGCUAAGAAGGCCAUCAAUCAAGGGGCAGAGGUAGACAUGCCCUCGGCAUUGGCUGUUGAAGAAGAAUGCUACGAGCAAGUUCUGCACACUCAGGAUCGUCUUGAAGGUCUAGCCGCAUUUGCCGAGAAAAGGAAGCCUGUAUAUAAAGGGAAGUAGGGCUGUAGAUGGUCUUUGAUUCAUCAUAAAUUCAUAAUGGAAAGUUACAUUAACAUGCCAUCCCAAUAGUGGCAUGACUGCAUGAUAUGUGCAAAUUCAUGUCUUUUCUCUGUAACUUUCAGAAAAUAAGAUGCAUCUGGGCUGCUAGCCUGCUAGCUACGUAUUUUGAAGUGAAUUCGGCUGUGGCUUUGGACUUCA
Sorghum bicolor (sorghum) is the source of this 1265-nucleotide messenger RNA. Its product is annotated as probable enoyl-CoA hydratase 2, mitochondrial. The record is from RefSeq and is a predicted model, not a curated record. The transcript has 8 exons. Gene Ontology annotation, cellular component: mitochondrion. Bases 159 to 1067 code for a protein of 302 amino acids. Gene Ontology annotation, biological process: fatty acid beta-oxidation. Gene Ontology annotation, molecular function: enoyl-CoA hydratase activity. Lineage: Eukaryota; Viridiplantae; Streptophyta; Magnoliopsida; Poales; Poaceae.